AUGCUUCCAGUCAUCAGCUUCGACGAAAUUGCUUAUGAGACGGCGCAUUACCAUGAGAGUCGCCAGGUCUCCAUAGUCGCAGGCAUCUCGAUCCUCUAUGGAGUCACAGUGAUUGUUGUACUUCUUCGUAUGAUUUCGAGAAGAAUACAAGGGCUCAAGCUCGGAUGGGAUGACUAUACCAUUGCACUCGGCACGAUCAUCACUGGGUCGAUGUGUGGAAUAAUACUCCAAGCUGUCCGUCUUGGGCUAGGGAAGCACAUCUUAGCUGCUGGCAAAACCAAGGCCAUCAAGGUCGCGAGGCUGCUCUAUGUCUUCGAGGUCGUGUACCCCGUUAUUCUAAAUGUUGCAACGCUUGCGCUACCACUACCGCUAGUGUGGAAAUUGAAGCUCUCGCCAAAGAAAAAGCUCGGUGUAGCGCUUCUUGUCCGGCUAAAUCUUUUCACUAGUGACGUAGCUAUCUGCAUCGUACGGACUGUUGUGACACGCAAUAUCACUACUUCGAAAGUGGACUUCACUUGGUUUCAGGUAGAAAACACAGUACUAGCAGUUACGGAGGUCAUGAUUGGAAUCGUUUGCGCUUGUAUACCAACGCUUCGUCCGGUCAUCUUGCGAGUCCGGAGCUCAUUCAGUCGCCCAAGCAAGCCUUCAGAGCCAGGCGAGAGCGAGUGGACAGUCCCGUUUGUAAUGCUAUUCUCGAAGAAGAGUCGACCCACAAGCAGUUCGGGACAGACUGCCCUCUUGGGUUCAGGUUGGUACGGUGAUGAGAAACCAGAGAAGAAUCCGUCACUACCGAAAGAUGCUAAAGAGAACAUUGAAAAGCAUCGUGGUCAUGCUGAGGGGGAGCAGGCAAUCACCACGCAAAGUCCGACAUUAAACUUAAGCGGCAAUUGGAAAGGUUCACACAGCGUAUCGCCAGUGGUACCCUCAGCUUGCCCCUCUCCACUCAUAAUACAAAGGAGCCAUAAGAGCGUACGAUCUUCAAUCAAGUCGAUGAUUGGACGAAAUCUAGUCCAUUCUGGCUAUCCUGACGAUGCAUACUGCCGGCUCAUGGAGCCUCGAUCUCGACCUUGCCCUCAAGAGCCACUACCAUCAUUGCCACCACUGGUGUCACCCGUAGCCACAGACAGAAACAUGGCCUUCAUGACCCGCAUGUCCGGCCUAAGUCUCGACACCAGCCCUGCAAUGCUCCAACAAGCCGUCUACGGCGCCUCUCAUCCCCCAAGCCCCCGAAGUAAGCAAACAAGCCCCACUCUAAUCGGCAACCCCACCUCUGCAGAAACGACAAAAUACAAGAACAGCACAAUACGAACGCCAACCACGAGCCUCGACACUGCAGUAGAGCGGAGUCCCGAUAUCCCCUGCGGCCUGCGGCGACCAGGGCAGACACUCCCAACAAUACCGAGCUCUGACAAUCUGCCACGGAGUAGCCAAUUGACCACUUCGCCGACGUCAAGACAGGGCUCGAAAGGGAGGAAAGCCCCCAGAUAUGUGAGGAGCCCGCUUAUGGAUCCGGAGAAUAAAAUUAGGCAGGGGAGUCCGAGGAUGGUGGCUAUCAAGACGCCUACGAGAGGUCAGAGUCUGAAAUCGAGUGCGUCGCUCAGGAAUGCAGGGUGGGAAGGUGCGAAGCCGCCGAUGCCUGGCGGAGGGGUGGCUGAGAAGCAGGUCAGGUAUCACGACGAUGUCAAGCGGCCUGUGAGAGCGAUGACGAAAAUGGUGAAUGAUAAGCCCCUGCCUGAACCACCACCGUGGUGGGAGGAGGGAUAG
This is a messenger RNA of Bacidia gigantensis, 1764 nucleotides long. RefSeq lists its product as uncharacterized. The coding region runs from base 1 to 1764 and encodes 587 amino acids. The record is from RefSeq and is a predicted model, not a curated record. The transcript has 6 exons. NCBI's taxonomy places the organism in Eukaryota, Fungi, Ascomycota, Lecanoromycetes, Lecanorales, Ramalinaceae.